AGCGCUGGGCAGCCGCGGCGAGCGCGGGGCACGGCGCCAGAGCCAGCCGAGCCGCGGCCGCCUGCGCGAGGCCGUGCGGCCGCGCCAGGGCCGCCGGCGAUGGGAGCCCAGUAGCCAGCGGGGCCCGAGCGGCCGCAGCGGCGGGAGGCCGGCAUGAGCGCGAGCGGCCCGGCGGCUCCCGGGGACGGCCCGGCGCUGCAGCCGCCGCCGCCCGGGCCCGGCCCGGGGCCCGCGCCGCCCACGCCCGCCGCCGCCGCCGCCGCCGCCCGGGACGCCAUGGACGGGCGCGCCGAGCUGCCCGCCUUCCCCCGGGCCGGACCCCCGCCGCUCGCCGCCAGCGACACGGCGCCCGCGGCGCCCGAAGGGGCCGGGGCGGCCCGGCCUGGCCCGCCGCCGCGCCCCACCUCCUUCUCGGUGCUGGACAUUCUGGACCCCAACAAGUUCAACAGCAGAAGACGCCGCUGUGUGCUUCUGGGCCCCGUGCCGCCCGCCGCGUGCGCCCCGUGCGCCCCGGCCCCCGCCGCCCCGGGACGCCCGCCGCGCGCAGAGGAGCUGGAGCGCCGCGCCCUCGCCGCCGCCGGAGGAGCCGGAGCCGCCACCGGAGCUGAGCCGCCGCACGCCGGCGACCCCUACAAGGCGGACGAGGCCGAGGCCAGCGGCUACGGCGGCGGCGGCCGCAGCCCGAGCGCCGACAGCGCGGACGAGGCGCCCGACGACGACGACGACGACGAGGCGCCCGACGCGGGGACCGCGCGCGGCGCGGAGGAGGCGCGGGGAGGCGGCGGCGGCCUCGCGGCCCGCGGGUCGGGCUGCCCUGGCGCGGCCGAGGCCGAGGCGGCCCCCGGCGCGGCGGAUGAGGCUGCGGCCCCCGGCCCCCGCGGGAACUCGCCCGGAGCCCCGGGCCCGCCUGGGGCCGCGGCGGCGGCGGCGGCGGGGGGCGCGGGGGCGACCCCCCAGGGCGCGGCGGCGGCCACGAAGCCCAAGCGGAAGCGCGCGGGCUCGGACUCCAAGUCCGGGAAGCCGCGGCGCGCGCGCACCGCCUUCACCUACGAGCAGCUCGUGGCGCUGGAGAACAAGUUCAAGGCGACGCGCUACCUGUCGGUGUGCGAGCGCCUCAACCUGGCGCUGUCGCUGAGCCUCACCGAGACGCAGGUGAAGAUCUGGUUCCAGAACCGCCGCACCAAGUGGAAGAAGCAGAACCCCGGUGCCGACACGAGCGCGCCGACCGGCGGCGGCGGCGCAGCGGGGCCGGGCGCGGGGCCGGGCGCCGGGCUGCCCGGCGGCCUCAGCCCGCUCAGCCCGUCGCCGCCCAUGGGCGCGCCGCUCGCCAUGCACGGCCCCGCCGCGUACCCGGCGCACGGCCCCGGCGGCCUGGUGUGCGCCGCGCAGCUGCCCUUCCUGUCGAGCCCGGCCGUGCUGUCGCCCUUCGUGCUGGGCUCGCAGACCUACGGCGCGCCCGCCUUCUACGCGCCGCACCUCUGAGCGCGGCGCGGACUGGGACCCGAAGGCGCCCGCCGCCGGGGCUUUCGCAAGGCCUCCGUCGUGGACUCUGCACAUAGCCGGUUGCUACAGAAGAGUUUUAAAUUUAUAAAUGACUGUACGCGUCGGGCCGGGCUCGGCCCGCUCGGAAGCACUUUGCUGAACUUUGCUCAAUCAAUAAACCGCAGGAGGCUGCACCCGCGUCCCUCAGGCGCCCGCGCUGCCCUCGCCCGUCGGUGGGGACUUACUUCAUCGCUACCGAGGCGCCUCGGGCUGUUGGACCGGGCGCUGGGUUCAGGCCCCAAUUUCCCCGCUGUCCCGUGGCCAAACUCUGCAGUGCGGUGGCGCCUGGGCUCCCCACCUCCCCAGCACACACGCACUUGGGGCUGAGUGUCUGCUGUCCAAGAGUCCCCGGUCCCCGCGUCUCCCCUUCCCCCACCCCGGACCCCAUGGCUUCAGGGACAUCCCCCCUUCCUCCUCUGUGUAGCCUUAGGGGGCUCUUGGGGGGGAGGAAGCCUGGCGGAACAGAGUCGGGGCUGGGAGCAGCACUGUCCCCUGGGCACCUACCCCUGUCAUCCGCACCCAGAGCACCAGGCCGGGGCAGGGGCGGCUUGCGUUGGGCACAUGUGCCCCCAGGCCUGGCAGGGAUGAGCUCUUGUCGAUUCCCAGAGGAGGGAAGCUGGGGCUCCCCAGGCUCCAACGGCUGGCCCAAGGGCGCCAGAGCUGGACUGCAAGCCCGGCCCGCACGAGUCCAGCGCUCCAGCCCAGCACGGCCACCUCUUCUCCAAAGACUCGCGGGUCCCGCUCUGGGCGCGGUCUCCACACGGGUUCCUGGAGCCCUGGGAACGCGGGGAAGGGAGAGGUGGCGGCACUGAGCCUGUGGCUGCCCGACACGAGAGCCAAGGCUGCGGGGACACAGGCCCGGGGGCGCGGUGAGGAGGGGUCCCCACAGCAGCACCGCCUGGACUUGAGAAGAGCUCAGAGGGGUAGCAGGAUGCCGGGCGCUGUGGGGCCCGUGCUCCCGCCCAACCCUGCGGCUGGUCCGCACCGAGCCCUGUGACGCAGAAGGAGCCGGCUGCGCUUGGGAACGCGUCUUCUCUAGGUGUGCAUCCCCUCCGUGUGCGAGGAGCCGGCUGAGAUCUCAGAUCUUGUCCCCGCGCUAGGUAGCCCGCCAGCAUCCACUUCGGGGAGGGUUGAGGCUGGGUUGGGAGCGAGAGGGCCUGCGAGGGUGGGUGGCUGCACCUGCCUGGGCAGGAGUGAGGAGAGCGACCCCUCUUGCCUUCCCCAUCACCAGUGGGUAAAGGGCCGCUGAGGGGCAGCCCCCAGCCCAUCGGGCAGCUGGGGUGGGGCUGGGGGUAAAGGUAGCUGGGACCACCCUGCCGACUGCUACGGCUGGCCUCCUGCAGGCUGCUCUGCUUCAGAACAUCCGGUCCCCCCCUCCCCUCCUCCCCCCCCCCCCCCCCCCGCUCUCCAUCCUCACAGCACUGGCACCAGGAAAUUUUCUGCUAAGUAACCCUGCUGACGUUGUCAGCCCCACGAGCGGGGCUCUCCCCCUGGCAGAGCUCAAGUCUGCUGAAUCUAACAGGGGAAGGUACAGGGCUGGGGACACCCCUGGUCCCACCACUGAGGCCUGGGCAUCCAGGCUACAGGCAGCUGACAGAGGAGACCCAGAGCUCCAGAAAGUUCCAGAGGGCUCUUGGCCUAAAAUCAAAUCACCCACAUUAUUGUGCACUUAGCCCAACCGGGCUCGAAGUGCGGCCAAGCAAGAAGCUACAGCCUCCACCUCCUGGGAGCAGGGACGGCAGCCCCAAAGGUGCUGGGGUCUCCCCAAACCCACCUUGCUUGAGCUCAGCGGGGCCUGCUGCAUCACAGCCCUCAGAGGGAAAGGAUGAGGUAGACCAGGUACAGCCACCCUGGGAGUCUGCCCAGUGCCUGCGUGGUGCUCAGGCCCCCGCGAGCCGCCACUCCCAGCCUGAGCUGGAGGCAGAGGUGAGUGGUGGCUUUCCUGGCCCCUUAUCACUGUCCCCCACCACGGGGGCCCCACGAAGGGCUGUCUCCGGUCCGGGAUCUGAGUGCACUCUGGGACGGUCCCUCCUCAAGCUCCUGGGACCAGUCCUGGCUGCAGUCUGCAUCCACCGGCAUCCCAGAACACACCCAGGUCGUCUCUGUCUCCUGUCGAGCAAGGCACAGGCCCUGCAGGUGUGAGCCCAGACACAUACAGGCCUACCUGAAGGCCUCGCGUCUCCUGCCCAGGGACUGCUGAGCCCAGACAGAGGCAGAGCUCGCUCCCCGUGAGGCCACUCCCCACACCACUCGGCCCUCCUCUCUUCCCUCCAUGCCCACCCACAGCUGCCUUGCUAUUAGGAUUGGCUUUGGCUGCAUGAAAGAGAAAAUCCAAAUGAACACAAGUAGAAAGGAGAUUAUUCAUUUUCUCUUGUGUGAGGGAAAUCUGGUUACUGGCAGCCCCAGGCAGCUAUGACACCUACACAGAGUCCUUGGAAACCCUCCUCCAUCCCACUGUCUGCUACAGCAUCGCUGGGCUGGGACUCCAUCCUCAGGGACCCAGAUGAAGGGCGACGCUCCGGCCAUCACAUCCCCAUUCCAGGCAGCGGACGGGAAGGAAGGGAGAAGAGGGGGAACACCCCUUUUCCUUUUAAGGUGCUUUCCCAGAAGCCCACGUAACACAGCUGCUCACAACUCAUUGGCCAGAGCUUGGUCACAUGGCCACUCCCAGCCAAGGGAGGCUGGGAAAUGUAGUUUUUAAAGCUGGUGGCGACUUACUCCUUGUCAAGAGGGGAGAAUGGGUAUGGGGGCUGCUAGCGGACCUGCCACCCUCACAGCUUUGCCCGCCUUCCUGCCUACCUGCCCCGCUCAAGUCUCAUCAGCUUUGCUCCGCCCCUCCUCUCCGGCAGCUGGGCCUCACCCUCGAGAGGGCACUCACCCCCCGGCAGCCGGCCGCCCCGCCCCAUCGUGUCCACCUCCCUCUCUCCACGGCCGCCCCCUGCCGGCUCAGGCCAUCUGCCCGCGCGCAGGGCGCCCUCCCUCCUCACCCACCCUUCCCCGCUGGGCCGUGUCCACACCCUCCUUCCGCUCCACCCUGGGGAGCGUCCAGCCGCCCCCUUCCAAGCCAGAGUUACCCAAGGAGCUGUCUACACUCGCUGUCUACACCGGCCUCUUCACCAGCUUCUCCACUUGAGCCCGCGCGGCCCCCGCCCCGCUGCCUGGCCAGUUCUGCUGCUGCUCCUUCGCUCCGCCGCCCCCGCUGGACCCCGGGCUCCGCGGACCCCUCGCGCCCCACCUGCAGUCCCGCAGGGGCGAGGAUGGGCCCAGCUCCGCCACCGUCGGGGAACUCGGGGAACGCGGCCCCUAGCCCCACCUCACUCCCCAUCCCCAGGACCCGCUGCUGUCCUCGCUCUCCCGCCUGCCCUCCCCUCCCCGGUCGUCGUGCCCUGGUCCACGUGGUGCCCUCCCCACACAGCUGCAGAGGAACCUUCUGUGGCCGCCUCUUCAGCCCCGUGGCCCUCCCCACGACCAGUCACUGCCUGUGCCCUCCCGCUCCUCCUCCCUUACCUGCAGAGUCGCUUGUGACCACUCGCCCCCUGCUCCCAGCAAGCCAGCCUCGUCGUCACAUCCCCCAUCCCCAAGUGGCAUCCAGGGCCCCAUGUGGAGUCCCCAGAUCUCUGCCCUGGGCCA
Molecule: messenger RNA, 5172 nt
Organism: Mirounga angustirostris (Northern elephant seal)
Lineage: Eukaryota; Metazoa; Chordata; Mammalia; Carnivora; Phocidae
Gene: NKX1-1
Product: NK1 homeobox 1
Exons: 2
Coding region: 154-1482 (442 amino acids)
Biological process (GO): regulation of transcription by RNA polymerase II; cell differentiation
Cellular component (GO): nucleus
Molecular function (GO): DNA-binding transcription factor activity, RNA polymerase II-specific; RNA polymerase II cis-regulatory region sequence-specific DNA binding
Source: RefSeq, a predicted model, not a curated record